Anopheles nili is the source of this 3486-nucleotide messenger RNA. RefSeq names its product phosphatidylinositol 4,5-bisphosphate 3-kinase catalytic subunit delta isoform (gene Pi3K92E). Gene Ontology annotation, molecular function: 1-phosphatidylinositol-4-phosphate 3-kinase activity; 1-phosphatidylinositol-3-kinase activity. The record is from RefSeq and is a predicted model, not a curated record. Gene Ontology annotation, cellular component: phosphatidylinositol 3-kinase complex; plasma membrane; cytoplasm. Lineage: Eukaryota; Metazoa; Arthropoda; Insecta; Diptera; Culicidae. Gene Ontology annotation, biological process: phosphatidylinositol-mediated signaling; cell migration; phosphatidylinositol-3-phosphate biosynthetic process. Bases 1 to 3486 code for a protein of 1161 amino acids. The transcript has 4 exons.
AUGAAACCAUUACGUAGUAACACCGGCGCUGUCAUGAAGCGAACACCACCCGGAACAGGCGUUCCGGCAACAUCGGUAGCGCCCAGUAGUAGCUGGAUGAUGGGAAUGACCGAUGGUGGGUCAUCUUCCGGCAGCGGAACCAGCCGGUUACGGUUCCCGUACAUCAUGGAGGACAAUCCGGCAGCCCUGGAAUCACCGGCAGCCUCACCAGAUCUAAUCGGGAAAUCAAGUCGCCCGACGUUUGAUUACGACUUCUGGAAGGUGCCAGAUGAGACGACGGAGCUCUGCUUUCUGAUGCCGAAUGGCAUCCUGAUCCUGAUGACUCAACCCAUCAACAUGACGCUGGCGGAGCUAAAAACGGAUGUCUGGGAAGAAGCCGAGCGUUAUCCGUUGUACUGUCACCUGGGGGAUAAGAACAAUUACUGCUUCAGCGCGCUGUCCUCAGGACGAUCGAACAGCAGCACAACCUACGAGGAUGAGCAGAUACGGGUGGGAGAUGUCCAGCCCGCGUUCGGUGUGCUGCGGUUCGUGGAGAAGAGCAACGUCUCGAAGAACAGCAUGCUGAUGUCCUCCAUCAGCGAACUGCUCGAUCGCAAGUUAUCGGUGACACUCGUCAGCCCGGAAGUGAACGAUUUUCGUGCCCGCAUGAGCGUACUUUGCGAGGAGAUUGGAAGCCGACGAGCGAACAUGACGUUUAUGGAGCGGCUUGCCUACCAGUAUCCGGUAAAGCUGGCCGACGGUGGACUCGUUCCGGAUCAAAUCGCACGGAAGGUUGCGAACGGCGAGGGUUCAUUCCGGUUGAUCGCAAUCAGCACCGACAUGCAGGUGACGGUGAAGGUGCCAUGCCGCGCAACACCGGACGAGGUGUUGAAGCGCAUCCUCGAGAAGAAGCAGAUCUCGGCCCAGGCGGGUAACGACAAAAGCACUGAAUUCAUCCUAAAGGUGUGCGGUUGCGAGGAGUACAUUUACGGGACGCACCAGAUGAUCAAGUUCCAGUACGUCCAGGAUUGUCUGUCGAGGGACGAUACACCCACGUUUGUGCCACAGUUGGUGAGCGGGAUCCACCUGCUCUGGAGUGAACUGUACCAACAGCGCCGAGACUCUAUGGCAUUAGGAGGGAGUGUCACUUCUUCAACAACUUCGCUGGCAUCCUCGACGUCGUACGGUGCGGUGUCGAAGUUUAGUGGCAAUAGUUCCGGCAUCGGUAGCUCCAGCGGCCAGCAAUCGCACACGCUGCGAAAGGUGAAGCACAUCACGAGCUGGGAGGUGAAUGCGAAGCUGCAAUGUAAGGUGAAAGAGAUUCGCGGUCUCAAUAUGGGCGAUCGAACGGUGGAGCUGGCUGUGCAGCUCGGUUUGUUCCACGGUGGCAAGUCGUUGUGCAAGACCGAACGGACCAGGAUGGUGCCGGUACAGGGCGGUACAACUGCGGUUUGGGAUGAGAUGAUACAGUUCGACAUCAACGUGAGCAAUGUACCGCGAAUGGCCCGGUUGUGUCUCGUGGUGUACGAGGAGAACAUGCGAGCGACGAAGGGUGCUGGGAUCCGGACGCGCCGUACGAAGGAUGGUCUGAUCACUCCGAUCGCGUGGGUCAACACGAUGGUGUACGAUUACAAGAACCAGCUGAAGGUGGAUUUGGUGACACUGUACACGUGGGAGUACGCCGAGGACACGCAGUACGACGAGAUCCUGCACCCGCUGGGUACGGUCGAGCCAAACCCGAAACGGGACGGUAUCGUGAUGCCGAUGUUACUGAGCUUCGGUCCGUACGGGACGGAUGGUCGCAGCAUCGUGUACCCCAGCGAGGAGGAAUUGCUGGCACACGCGGCCAGGAUGAACCACCGUAACCAACAUCUCAACCGAGAGAGCGCUGAGGAUACGCGCUCGAUCAAGGCAAUAAUGUCGGCGUACAUGUACAACGAUCGGUUGAACGAUAUUCAUGAGCAGGAUCGAAACGCGAUCUGGGCGAAGCGUCGAGACUGCAUGCUGCAGAUGCCGCAAGGAUUGCCCUGUCUGCUGUACUGCGUUGAGUGGAACAACCGGGAUGAGGUGUCUGAGAUCGUGUCACUGUUGCAGGAGUGGCCAAAGCUGCUGGUCGAGCGUGCUCUUGAGCUGCUCGAUUACGCCUAUGCGGACAAGUACGUGCGCCGGUACGCCGUGGAUUGUCUCCGCACGAUGCAGGACGACGAGCUGCUGCUCUAUCUGUUGCAGCUUGUGCAGGCGCUCAAGCACGAGUCGUAUCUAAACUGCGAUCUCGUGUAUUUCCUGUUGCAGAGAGCACUGCACAACCAGCACAUCGGGCACUAUCUGUUUUGGCAUCUGCGUUCCGAGAUAUCGGUUCCGUCCGUGCACGUGCGGUUCGGGUUGAUUCUGGAAGCGUACCUGCUGGGUAGCCCCGAGCACGUGUCGGUGCUGUUGAAGCAGAGGCAGAUGUUGCGCCAUCUGAAGGAUUGCUCGGACCUGGUAAAGGUCGGCAACAAGGAGAAAGGUCGCGCGCUGUUGAUGGAGCAACUGGGAAAGGAUAUGACGGCGAUGAGCAAUGUUAUCAGCCCGCUCAAUCCGAGCUUCCGGUGUAGUGCGGUCCGGAUCGAACGGUGCAAGGUGAUGGACUCGAAGAUGCGUCCACUCUGGAUCGUGUACGAGAACAGCGACCCGAAUGGUGAUGACAUACACAUGAUCUUCAAGAAUGGGGACGAUCUGCGGCAGGAUAUGCUGACGCUGCAGAUGCUGCGCAUAAUGGAUCGGAUCUGGAAGAGCCACGGUUACGAUUUCCGGAUGAACCCGUACAGCUGCAUCAGCACCGACUUCAAGCUUGGUCUGAUCGAGGUCGUACUGAACGCGGAAACGAUCGCGAACAUCCAGAAGGAGCGUGGCAUGUUCUCGGCCACUUCACCGUUCAAGAAGGGUUCGCUGUUGGCGUGGUUGCGUGAGCAUAACAGCACCGACGAGCAGCUGGCGAAGGCAAUCCAGGAGUUUACCCUUAGCUGUGCAGGUUACUGCGUAGCGACGUACGUGCUCGGUGUGGCGGAUCGCCAUUCGGACAACAUCAUGGUGAAGAAGACGGGCCAAUUGUUUCACAUCGAUUUCGGGCACAUUCUGGGACAUUUCAAGGAGAAGUUUGGCUUUCGUCGUGAACGUGUACCGUUCGUGCUGACGCAUGACUUCGUAUACGUCAUUAACAACGGGCGUACGGAUCGGGAAGCCCAAGAGUUCUGCCAUUUCCAGACGCUCUGCGAAGAGGCAUUCCUCAUCCUACGCCAGCACGGCUGUCUCAUUUUGUCGCUGUUUUCGAUGAUGAUCUCGACCGGCUUACCUGAGCUGUCAUCGGAAAAGGAUCUUAACUAUCUGCGAGAAACACUGGUACUCGACAAGACGGAAGAGGAAGCGCGAAGCCAUUUCAAACACAAGUUCAGCGAGGCACUUGCCAACUCGUGGAAGACGUCGCUCAACUGGGCAUCUCAUAACUUCUCCAAAAACAACCGUCAGUGA